CUGGCCUGCGGGCUGCUGCAGCCGCGGCGGUCGCCGAGGAGCGCUCCGGAGACGCGCGGUGGUGAGCUCAAGAGGAGUUCCAAGACACAUAGAACAAUGGUUAGAUGCCCUGGUGCAAGCAACCUAUAGCUACGUAGGAACUGUGGGCUUGCUCUUUGAUGCUCCCAUGGAGACAGGAAGCCCCGGGUUGGACAUGAAGCCCCAGGCACUGCAGCGAGCGCUGGAGGAGCAGGUGCUAGCACUGCAGCAGCAGAUGGCAGAGAACCAGGCCGCCUCUUGGUGGAAGCUGAAGAACUCCCAAGAGGCCCAGAAGAGACAAGCAACCCUUGUGAGGAAGCUGCAGGCCAAGGUUUUACAGUACCGGAGCUGGUGCCAAGAGCUGGAGAAGCGGCUAGAAGCCACCGGACAGGGCCUGAUCCCUCAGCGGUGGGAAAGUGUAGAAGAGCCAAACCUGGAACAGCUGCUGAUCCGGUUGGAGGAGGAGCAGCAGAGGUGUGAGAGUCUAGUGGAGGUGAACACGGAGCUUCGGCUACACAUGGAGAAAGCCGAUGUGGUGAAUAAAGCCCUUCAGGAAGAUGUAGAAAAAUUGACAGUGGACUGGAGUCGGGCCCGGGACGAGUUAAUGAGGAAGGAGAGCCAGUGGCGGAUGGAGCAGGAGUUCUUCAAGGGCUAUUUGAGAGGUGAACAUGGUCGUCUUCUCAGUCUGUGGCGAGAGGUGGUGACCUUCCGACGUCACUUCCUGAAAAUGAAGUCAGCUACUGACAGAGAUUUGACAGAGCUAAAGGCUGAACACGCGAGGCUUUCAGGGUCCCUGCUGACCUGCUGUCUGCGCUUGACGGUGAGAGCACAGUGUCGGGAAUCCAGUGGAUCUGGGAGAACGGAUGAGAGGGAGCCAGCCCAGCUGCUGCUGCUGGUAGCUAAGACCCAGGCACUGGAGAAGGAGGCCCAUGAGAAGAGCCAGGAGUUACUACAGCUGAAGAGUCAAGGGGAUCUGGAGAAGGCAGAGCUCCAGGAUCGAGUGACAGAGCUCUCUGCUCUGCUGAGCCAGUCUCAGAAGCAAAAUGAAGAUUAUGAAAAGAUGGUAAAGGCUCUGAGAGAAACGAUGGAGAUCCUGGAGACAAAUCAUGCAGAGCUAAUAGAACACGAGGCAUCUCUCAGUAGGAAUGCGCAAGAGGAGAAGUUGUCUUUGCAGCAUGUGAUCCAGGCUAUAACCCAGGCACUGGCCUCAGUGGAAGAAGAGGACACUAUGACCCAAAGCUUGGGUCAUGAGAGCUCAUUGCAGUUGGACUGUAGUGACUUCCCCCAGUUCGAUCCCCAGGACCCAGACAAGGCUCUUACUCUGGUGCAUUCAGUGCUGACUCGGAGACAGCAGGCUGUGCAGGACCUCAGACAGCAACUCUCAGGCUGCCAGGAGGCUAUGAACUUCUUGCAGCAGCAACACGAUCAGUGGGAGGAAGAGGGCAAAUCCCUGAGAGAGAGGCUACAAAAGCUCACUGGGGAGCGGGAUGCUCUGGAGGGGCAGACCGUGGACCUUCAGGGAGAGGUAGACUCUCUCAGCAAGGAGCGAGAGCUGCUGCAGAAGGCCAGGGAAGAGCUGCAGCAGCAGCUGGAAGUGCUGGAGCAGGAAGCAUGGCGACUGCGAAGGGUGAAUAUGGAGCUGCAGCUGCAGGGGGAUUCUGCUCAGGGGGAGAAGCAAGAGCAGCAGGAGGAGCUGCACUUGGCUGUCCGUGAGAGGGAGCGCCUUCAGGAGAUGCUGGUGGGCUUAGAAGCCAAGCAGUCAGAAUCACUAAGUGAGCUGAUCAAGCUUCGAGAAGCCCUGGAGUCAAGUCGCCUGGAAGGAGAGUUACUGAGGCAAGAGCAGGUGGAAGUGACUGCAGCCUUGGCCAGGGCAGAACAGUCCAUUUCAGAUCUAUCAGGUUCUGAGAACAACCUGAAGGCAGAGGUAGCUGAUCUUCGAGCUGCAGCUGUCAAGCUUGGGGCCUUAAAUGAGGCUUUGGCUUUAGAUAAAGUUGGGCUGAACCAGCAGCUUCUCCAGCAGCUGGAGCAGGAGAACCAGUCCCUGUGCAGCAGAGUGGAGGCGGCCGAGCAGCUGAGAAGUGCUUUACAGGUGGACCUGGCAGAGGCAGAGACGAACAGGGAAGCCUUGUGGGAAAAGAAAACUUACCUGGAGGCUCAGCUGCACAGGGCAGAGCAGGCUGGGGCUGAGCUACAGGCAGAACUGAAGGGCGUCCGAGAAGAGAAGGACGAACUUAAAGAGAAAUUAAGUGAGGCACAUCACCAGCAAGAAACAGCUGCAGUUCAACUAGAGCAGCUGUGUCAGGAUGCAGAACGACAGGACGAAACACUUGCUAGAGCAGUCCAGGAGAAGGAGGCCCUCGUUCGGGAGAAGGCAGCUCUCGAGGUGCGCCUGCAGGCUGUGGAGCGGGGCCGACAGGACCUUGCCGAACAAGUUCUGGGCCUCAGGUCGGCCAAGGAACAACUGGAGAGCAAUCUGUUUGAGGCCCAGCAGAAAAAUUCUAUGAUAGAGGUCACCAAGGGGCAGCUGGAGGUCCAGAUUCAAACUAUUACCCAAGCCAAGGAAGUAAUUCAAGGGGAGGUGAAAUGCCUGAAGCUGGAACUGGAUGCUGAGAGGAGCUGGGCAGAGCAAGAGCGGGAUGCAGUUGCCAGGCAGCUAGCCCAAGCUGAACAAGAGGGGAAAGCAGCUCUGGAGCGACAGAAGGUGGCCCAUGAGGAGGAGGUGAACAGGCUCCAAGAGAAAUGGGAGAAAGAGCGCUCCUUGCUUCAGCAGAAGCUGGAUAAGACCUUGGAGACUCUAGAAAGGGAGAGGACAGAGCUGGAAAUGAAACUGAGGGAUCAACAGGCAGAAACUGAAGCUAUCCGUGCACAGAGGGAAGAGGACCGAGCUCAGGCUGACAACGCCCUGUACCACAUGCAGCUAGAAACAGAGAAGGAGAGAGUGUCCCUCCUGGAGACGCUGCUGCAGACCCAGAAGGAACUGGCAGAUGCUAGUCAACAGCUGGAAAGGCUGAGGCAAGACAUGAAGACUCAGAAGUUAAAGGAACAGGAAACCACUGGCAUGCUGCAGAGUCAGCUUCGGGGGGCACAGCAGGAGCUGAAGGAGGCAGCCCAGCAGCACAGGGACGAGCUUGAUGCCUUCCGGAAGGACAAGACAGACCUGCAGAAGCAGGUAGAGGACUUGAAGUCUCAGCUGAUAACCCAGGAUGACUCCCAGAGGAUGGUGAAACAAGAGAUUCAAGAGAAAGUGAAGGAGGCUCAAGAAUGUGGCCGGAUUCAGAAGGAACUGGAGAAAGAGAAAGCCAGCCUGGCUCUGUCACUGGUGGAAAAGGAAGAAAGAAUCCUUGUUUUACAAGAAGCUGACUCUGCUAGACAGCAGGAGUUGGGCUCCUUGCGGCAGGAUGUACAGGAGGCCCAGGAGGGGCAGAGAGAGCUCAGUCUACAGGUGGAACUGCUGAGGCAGGAGGUGAAGGAGAAGGAGGCUGACUUCGUGGCCCAGGAAGCACAGCUGCUGAGGGAGCUGGAGGCCUCACGGAUCACCGAGCAGCAGCUUAGAGCUUCCUUGUGGUCCCAGGAGGCCAAGGCAGCCCAGCUGCAGUUGCAGCUGCGCAACACUGAGAGCCAGCUAGAGUUACUGGCCGCAGAACAGCAGCCGGAGAAGCAGGCCCAGGCCCAGCUGGCUAGCCUCUACUCUGUUCUGCAGCAGGCCCUGGGGUCUGCAUGUGAGAGCCGACCUGAGCUGACAGGCGGGGGCGACUCUGCUCCCACCCGAUGGGACCCUGAGCCAGACCAGAACGGAGCUAGGAGACUCUUCAAAAGAGGGCCCCUCCUGACGGCGCUGUCAGCUGAGGCUGUAGGACUGGCUCUCCAGAAGCUUCAUCGAGACCUGUGGAAGGCCCAGCAGACCCAGGAUGACCUAAGGGACCAGAUCCAGAAGCUGGCGCAGCGCCUGGUGGACACGGAGGCCCAGAAGAGCCAGGUCCACUCGGAGCUGCAGGACCUACAGAGAGAGCUUGCACAGAGCCAAGAAGAGAAAUCCAGGUGGGAAGGGAAACAGAACUCCCUGGAGUCUGAGCUAAAGGACUUGCAUGAGACUGUGGCAUCCUUGCAGAGUCGCCUGCAGCAGGCAGAGAGGCAGAAAAUGGAAGCUCAGAGUGAUCGAGAGUUGCUUCAGGCAUCUAAGGAGAAGCUGUCGGCCCAGGUGGAACAUCUACAGUCGUGUGUUGCAGAAGCUCAGGCUCAGGCAAGUGCAGCCGGUGUCCUGGAAGAAGAUCUGCGGACGGCUCGCUCUGCACUGAAACUGAAAAACGAGGAGAUAGAGAGUGAGCGGGAGAGAGCCCAGGCUUUGCAAGAGCAGGGCGAGCUGAAGAUGGCUCAGGGGAAAGCUUUGCAGGAGAAUCUAACCCUGCUGGCCCAGACCCUGUCUAACAGAGAACGGGAGGUGGAGACAUUGCAGGCUGAGGUUCAGGAACUAGAGAAGCAGCGGGAAAUGCAGAAGGCUGCUCUGGAACUGCUCUCCCUGGACCUGAAGAAGAGGAGCCAAGAGAUAGACUUGCAACAAGAACAGAUUGAGGAGCUGGAGAAGUGCAGGUCCGUCUUAGAGCACCUGCCCAUGGCCGUCCAGGAGCGGGAGCAGAGGCUGAGUGUGCAGCGGGACCAGAUCAGAGAACUGGAGAAAGAGCGAGAGGCCCAGAGAGGUGUCUUGGAGCAUCAGCUUCUGGAGCUUGAGAAGAAGGCUCAAGUGAUUGAGUCCCAGAGGGGACAGAUUCAGGAUUUGAAAAAGCAGCUGGUGACGCUGGAAUGCGUGGCCCUGGAACUGGAGGAAAGCCAUCACAAAGUGGAGGGCCAGCAGCAGAUGAUCACGGAGCUGGAAGGCCAGAGGGAAAUGCAGAGGAUGGCCCUAACCCACCUCACACUGGACCUGGAAGAAAGGAGCCAGGAGCUGCAGGCACAAAGCAGCCAGCUCCAUGAGCUGGAGAACCACAGCACGCAGCUGGCAAGAGAGCUGCAGGAGAGGGAUCAGGAGGUGAAGUCUCAACACCAACAGAUUGAUGAGCUGCAGAAGCAGAAGGAGCAGCUGACUCAGGACCUGGAGAGGAAAGGCCAGGAGCUGAUGCUGCAGAAGGAGAGGAUUCAGGUUCUGGAAGAUCAGAGGAUGCUUCAGACCAAGAUCCUAGAGGAGGACCUGGAGCAGAUCAAGCAUUCCUUGAGAGAACGCGGCCCGGAGCUGGCCUCUCAGCGGCAGCUGGUGCACGAGCGGGCCGACGAUGGAAAGAGCCCGAGUAAAGCCCAGCGUGGGAGCCUGGAACACUUGAAGCUGAUCCUGCGUGAUAAGGAGAAGGAGGUAGAAUGCCAGCAGGAGCGUAUCCAGGAGCUGCAGGAGCACACAGACCAGCUGGAACAGCAGCUCCAGGGCCUACACAGGAAAGUGGACGAGACCAGCCUGCUCCUGACCCAUCGAGAACAGGAGGCCGCAGCCCUGCAGCAGCACCUCCAGGAAGCCAAGGAACAAGGGGAGCUGAAAGAGCAGGCGCUUCGGGGUCAGCUGGAGGAGGCCAAGAGAGCUCUGGCCCAGAGGGACCAAGAACUAGAGGCCCUUCGGCAAGAACAGCAGCUAGCCAGGGGCCAGGAGGAAAGCAUGAGGCAAAAGACAAGUGCUCUGCAGGCCGCUCUGGAGCAAGCUCAUGUGACGCUGAAGGACCAGCAGGGGGAGCUGGAAGAACACCAGGACCAGAUGCAAAGGCUCCAGGAAGAGCUGGCAGUGGAGGGCCGCCAGGUGCGGGCCCUGGAAGAGGUGUUGGGAGACCUAAGGGCUGAGUCCCUGGAGCAUGAGAAGGCAGUGCUGGCCCUUCAACAGCGGUGUGCUGAACAGGCACAGGAACAUGAGGCAGAAGCCAGGGCCCUGCAGGACAGCUGGCUGCAGGCCCAGGCCACACUCACAGAACAAGAACAAGAGCUAGCGGCUCUUCGAGCAGAAAACCAGUAUGCUCGCCAACAGGAGGAGGCUGCAUGGGGCCGGGCAGAGGCUCUGCAGGAGGCCCUCAGCAAAGCCCAGGCUGCCCUGCAGGAGAAAGAGCAGAGUCUGCUUGAGCAGGCCGAGUUGAGCUGCACUCUGGAGACCAGCACUACCACCUUGAAAGCUACGCUGGACACUUGCCAGGCACAAGCCAGGCAGCUGAAGGAGGCCCUGAGGAUUCGAGACAGUGAGAUCCAGGCCCAGGCUCUCCGACACCAGGAGCUUAUGCAACAGCUCCAGCAGGAACUUUCCCAGAAGGAAGAAGAACUGAGGCAGCAGGAGGAGCAGAGGCAGCUACUGGAGAAGGCUGUGGCCCAGAGGAGUCAAGAAAAUGAGAUUCAAAAGAAGCAAAGUCUGGAGCGAGAGAGAGAAGAGGAGAAAAGGGGCUUUCUUGAGAGCCUACGGGAGCUGCGGCUGACUGUAGCCCAAAAGGAAGAAGAGAUUUUGCUGCUGAGGGAGGCCCGGCACAGGCAGGAUCUGGAAUCCUCUUCCUCAAGCCGCAGAGGCUUCCCAGCGGAGAAGCCAUCUCCACAACCGUCCCCAGUGCAACAGGAAUUGGAGCGCUUGCAGAAUGCUCUGAGGCAGACAGAGGCCAGGGAGAUCGAAUGGAGGGAGAAGGCUCAGGACUUGGCACUGUGCCUGGCCGAGAGCAAGGCCAACAUCAGGAGUCUGGAGGAGGCCAACACGUUCCUACAAGCCUCUGUCCUCGAGCGGGAAUCAGAACAAGAAAGACUGCAGGAGGAGUUGGUACUCAGCAGACAGGCUCUGGAAGAGAAGCAGUCACAUGGCCCACACUCAACUAGCAGAGCAGACCAGGAGCCCAAAGCUGGACAGGACAUACAGCCUGGAGAGGGCUGCCCAGAUGAGCAUCAUGGGUCUCCCAUGCAGGUAGUGGAGGCUGAGCCUAGUCCUGGAGCAGAAGAGAGGGAACAAUGGAAACAAAGGAUUGAAAGUCUGCAGCAAGCAGUGGCGCAGCUGGAAGUUGAACAGAGCGCUCUGCAGCACGACAACAAACAGCUGCGGAGCGUCUUGGUUCGGGUGGAGAACCAGCGGAGGAGGCUGAAGAAGGACUUAAUGUGUGCAACCGGGUCAGGGACACUGGAGACCGAAGAAGCUAUGACUUCAUUCCUCACACAACAGGAUGGAAGAGGCCAGAAACGUUUCGCGUAUUGCGUUCAUGCGGUUGAACUUCAGAGAGAGGUGUCCCGGCUGCGAGCCCAGCUGGCCUUGGAGCAGCAGCAGAGGGAGGCCUACAUCGCCCGGUCCGUGCAGACCAACCGUGAACUCGCAAGCCUGCACCACAGCCUGUCUCACUCCCUCCUCACAGUGGCCCAGGCCCCCGAGGCCACUGUUCUGGAGGCUGAGACUCGAAAGCUGGAUGAGUCCCUGACUCAGAGUCUGACAUCCACAGGGCCAGGCCUGCCACAUCCCAGUCCAGACACUUAGAAUAACCCCAGGUAGCAGCCAUAGCCAGGGAGAGCACAGGCAAGCCAGGUGGCACACCUCAGACUGCCGGGGAGGGAGGUCAUAGCCCCCAGUUACAGGUUUGCCAAUGGCAAAGAGUUAGCUGUUACCCAACCUGGGAGGCCCAGGUCAGCUGACAGUCCCAGGAAUGGAAACGGUACCCCUCUAAGCCGGAGAGGAUCUCAGGUCACAUGGAAUGAGGCAAAUCACAUUUGCUUGCUAACCUACUAUUACCCAAGAAGUGCCUUGCCCUGACUCCGGGUACCUGCUGUCUUUCCCCCGAUGAAGCAGCCACAGUCUACACUAAGCCUGAAGACGCAGCUGGUAUCAACAGCACGCAGGUAUUCUGUCCUGGGCAGAAUCACCCUGCAUGCAUCAAAUACAGGCAGUGUCCACUGCCUAUUUGUCUUCAAUGUCUCCCUUACCCUCCCUUACCUUCCCUUUCAAUAAUAAAUACAGGUUUUUACACUA
This is a messenger RNA of Psammomys obesus (fat sand rat), 7966 nucleotides long. It is a transcript of the gene Cep250, whose product is annotated as centrosomal protein 250. The coding region runs from base 167 to 7477 and encodes 2436 amino acids. The transcript has 33 exons. The record is from RefSeq and is a predicted model, not a curated record. NCBI's taxonomy places the organism in Eukaryota, Metazoa, Chordata, Mammalia, Rodentia, Muridae. Gene Ontology annotation, biological process: cilium assembly.